UCGAAACAAAAUCAAAGGCGGUUCCUUCACCUUGGUAACUGUUGCUUUGCGCGUUAAAACUGUGGAGAGCGCCACAAAACACAGAUACACAGAGAGAAAGAUAAGACCUAAAAAGGGUUUCCGGGAAGGCAGAGAGAGAGAGAGAAGAUACAUUGCUUCCCGCGUUUUCCAUGCCUAUUUCACUCAUUUCUCUCAUGCGUGCAAGUUAUUCCUAAAAUCUAAAAUCUAAAAUCUAAAACCCAACCCAUCUUAUUUUCUUGGCCAUUAAAACUUUUAAUUCUCUUUAAACUUUUCUUCAUUCCUCAUUCACAUUUCACCGCAUCUCUCUCUCUCUCUCUCUCUCUCUCUCCUUGAUUUUCUUUAGUUCCUUUAUUUAAUCAAAACCCAUCAUCUAUUUUAGCGAUUUUGUUUGUUUCUCUUCUCUAUUUGCUCUCAAAGGUUCGAACUUUCUCCUUAUCUUGUUCUGGUGUUCUUGUUCAUUCUGGCCAGCUAGGUCGGUUUGGAAAAAGCUUAGCAAUAAAGUUUGGUGCUUUCCAUGCUUUUACAUCAUGAUUUGUGAUGGUGAAGUCUUAGAAGUUGAUUUUCUUGUAUAAAAGUUGGAAUUCAUUGGUUUUGGUUCAAAUCUGCAACUUCAUUAAUUAGUUUGGCAGCAAAUCUGGGAUUGAAGAUUCCAUUUGGGGUGCAAUUAAUGGUCUUUGUUUGGAAAUUAGCACCUGCUUGACAAAAAGCCCAUUUCUUGUCUUCGAGUAUCAUAAUUACAAGGGAAAGCAAUUUGGCCAAGCUCUGAACUUUGAUUUGUGGGUUUUUCUGUUUUCUCGUGUUUAGAUCUGAAUUGAAGCUAUGGGAAGCCAUAUGAGCAAGAAGAGCUCUGAAACAUCAUCCUCUGCUAUCAAUCUCAACACCAAUUUGCAAUACACAACUGAUCAAUUAAGCUCAUAUGAGGCAGCUUGCAAGGUUGAUGCAGAAUUGCAAUCCUUUGAUACCAAUCUCCAAACCAGAACCAAUCAAGUCAUCAACACAAUUGCAGCAGGAGUUGAAGUUCGAGCUCUCUCAUUUGAUUCAUUGAAGGAAAUCACAGAAUGCCUGUUGGAGAUGAACCAGGAGGUUGUGAAAGUUAUCUUGGAGUGCAAGAAAGAUAUAUGGAAAAAUCAAGAAUUGUUUGAGCUUGUAGAGGAGUACUUUGAAAACAGCUUGCAGACUUUAGAUUUCUGUACUGCAUUGGAGAAGUGUUUGAAGCGAGCUCGUGAUAGCCAAUUGCUCAUUCUUGUUGCUCUUCAACAGUUUGAGGAGGAAACCGAAAUGGGAGGCAGUCGAUACACGAGGACUUUGGACGAAUUGAAGAAUUUCAAGGCUAUAGGUGACCCUUUUACUGAAGAGUUCUUCCAAAUUUUUCAAUCUGUUUACAGGCAACAAAUACAAAUGCUUGAGAAGUUGCAACUAAGAAAGAACAAGCUCGAUAAGAAGCUCAAAUACAUCCACGCCUGGAGGAAGGUUUCGAGUAUUAUAUUUGUUGCUACAUUUGCUGCUGUGUUGAUUUGUUCUGUUGUGGCAGCAGCCAUGGCUGCUCCACCUGUUGCAGCAGCUCUGGCUGCUGCUAGUUCUAUCCCUGUAGGCUCAAUGGGGAAGUGGAUUGACUCUUUGUGGAAAAACUAUGAAAAUGCUUUGAGGGGUCAAAAGGAAGUAAUUAGCUCAAUGCAAGUAGGAACUUAUGUUGCCAUAAAGGACUUGGACAACAUUCGGGUUCUUAUCGAUCGAUUGGAAGUUGAAAUUGAGUCCCUCUUGCAUGAUGCAAGCUUUGCCAUUCAGGAGGAAGCAGUUACAGUUGCAAUUGAGGAGAUUAAAAAGAAGUUGGGAGUGUUUAUGAAGAAUGUAGAGGAUUUGGGAACUCAAGCUGAUACCUGCAGCCGUGACAUUCGAAGAGCAAGGACUGUGGUUCUGCAGAGGAUCAUUAAAAAUUCCAACAACUAAAAGUCCGAUGAUCCUCAAUAUUUAACCUGUUGCUGUUUUGAUGCUUGAAGACAUUUGAAUUUGUGUAACUCUCUGUUUUUUUUUAAUUAUCAUAUUUUUUUCAUUCUUAGAUUGUACCUUGGAAUCCCAGA
Molecule: messenger RNA, 2099 nt
Organism: Prunus avium (sweet cherry)
Lineage: Eukaryota; Viridiplantae; Streptophyta; Magnoliopsida; Rosales; Rosaceae
Product: UPF0496 protein At4g34320-like
Source: RefSeq, a predicted model, not a curated record